UCACGAUUUCAAACAUCAUUCAAUCAGACACACUCGGCUGCGACACAUACACCCUGAUCAUCUCCACAACCGUCCCUCCAGUACCACGAAAAGCCCACUGAGUCUUCCACACCAAUCUUACCACCAAAUCCUCCUCCACAACACACUAUGGGCUCCAAAGCCAGCAAACUCGAUCCCCGCUCCGGCUCGAGUUCCUCCAACAAGCUGCAGCCCUCCGUCUCACAGCAAGACAAAGAGCAGAUGAAGGAACCUGACAACUACUAUACGCACCGAUCGAAGAGCAUGCGCAGGAAGGCUGGGAAGACACCAGGUGGGAGUGGGCCCAACGGCGAGCCGGGGCAGAGUGGGGUUACGGGGGGUGGGCUGGCGUAGGUAUUUGACAAAGGCAGAGGUUGCAAGACUUGCUGCAGAAAGCCAUCCAUGAUACUGGGGGCUGAAAGGCUGGGUGAUGGAUCGAGUGCGUUGGCAUAGAGUUUUGGCAUAGCGUGGGCAUGGCGUUUGGAAUCUUUCAAUCUUAGAACAGUUGCAUCUGUACCGUGGUUACGAAAUCGAACGAAUGGAAAGUGAUGGAUACAACAC
This is a messenger RNA of Paraphaeosphaeria sporulosa, 579 nucleotides long. RefSeq lists its product as uncharacterized. The record is from RefSeq and is a predicted model, not a curated record. NCBI's taxonomy places the organism in Eukaryota, Fungi, Ascomycota, Dothideomycetes, Pleosporales, Didymosphaeriaceae. The transcript is spliced from 2 exons. The coding region runs from base 148 to 372 and encodes 74 amino acids.